Messenger RNA from Dothidotthia symphoricarpi CBS 119687, 195 nucleotides. RefSeq lists its product as uncharacterized. The coding region runs from base 1 to 195 and encodes 64 amino acids. The transcript has 2 exons. The record is from RefSeq and is a predicted model, not a curated record. Lineage: Eukaryota; Fungi; Ascomycota; Dothideomycetes; Pleosporales; Dothidotthiaceae.
AUGCCCGACGGCGACUUGUCCACAAAACGCGCUGAUCUCUGCAUAAGGAAAGCUCACAUGGACAAGCUGCCCCACGAGCUGGAGGCUCUAGCUCAAACCGAGCAGACUAUCGGCAAAGCUCAUUCGACCAUCAGCAAAGCUCAUCCGACCAUUAGAAUGUUCAUCCGAACACCAGAAAGCUCAUCCGACCAUUAG